This is a messenger RNA of Argiope bruennichi, 1851 nucleotides long. RefSeq lists its product as uncharacterized. Gene Ontology annotation, molecular function: cobalamin binding; protein binding. The transcript is spliced from 10 exons. The record is from RefSeq and is a predicted model, not a curated record. Gene Ontology annotation, biological process: cobalamin transport. The coding region runs from base 10 to 1782 and encodes 590 amino acids. NCBI's taxonomy places the organism in Eukaryota, Metazoa, Arthropoda, Arachnida, Araneae, Araneidae.
AAGACUAUCAUGCUGUGGCUUUUGUACAUUCUACAGCUUGCACAAAGUCUUGCUUUUCCAUACUUCAGGAUGAGGGUGCUUAUUUGUUUAAUAUUUGUUUUUGUUUCUGUCGCCAGUGGUUCUCAAAAGUGCUCAGAAUACGAUUUCCCGUGCGAUGAUGGCGAAUGUAUAGAUUCGGCACUGUGGUGCGACUCGCAGAAAGAUUGCAGUGAUGGAUCAGACGAAAAAUAUUGCAAAAAAUCUGGCUACUUUAACAAAGAUCCUAACAACUGUCCGUCAAGUUACUUCAAAUGCAACAAUGGACCUUGUAUACCCCUAAUCGGACGAUGUGAUGGGUACGAGAGUUGUGAAGAUUCGUCCGAUGAAAAGAACUGUGGAAAUCCAAGCUCUGCUGAAGAAAGUGAUGAGACACCUCCUUCCUCUACUCCAGUGUCUCCAUUGGGAGUACGGAUGUCACCAGCAGCCGCAUCAACCCUACGUACUACCACCACGACCAAGCAGCCUCUGGUUAAACCAGAAUCUCGUGCUCCGAAACAUUCUGACACUGCUGAUGAUGUGCACUUCUCUGUUCAGACUGUAUAUUCAAAUGUGCGUCCUUCUGGCUACACUCAUCAGCGCAACAUGGCUCGCACUUGGCUUAUUUCACAAAGGAAAGGCGACUUUGGUUGGGGAGAUGAAACUCCAAGGGCUGUAACUGCUCUAUACCUCUCUAAUGUGCAACAGGCGGCCAGUAGAAAUGAAACCGACUUGCUAAUGGUGAAACAACUUGAAGUACAGCUUUCUUUAGACAUAGCCAGAAACGGAACGAAAGUUAUGAAGCUGACGAAUCUUGCAUUGUAUAUAAAUGCUCUUAUGGCUAGCUGUAAAGAUGCUAAGAACUUUUAUGGUGAGAACUUGGUUCAAACUUUGCGUAAUGGUGUGGAUGCUGCCCAUAGAUCAGCUGAAUUCAUUAACCCAUCUGUUUAUCUGACUCUCUGUAUCAACAACGCUACUACUUAUGAUGACACAAGGAAACUACACGACAUAUUUACAAGCAAAAUUGCCUCCAUGGUUAGAAUAGAUAUCCAAGCACUGGCGCUGUUGACUGCUACUUGCAUUCAUGGAAAUACGAAUUUCCUUGCUGCAUCGAUGUAUGACGGCUUGAGAAGUCGGUUUAUUCAAAGAAUGAAGGUCGGUGGCCUGCCAGGAAAUGUUUAUGAAGCGGCUUUGAUCGCACAGGCUCUCCAAGAAAUGAAGGUAACCCAGCCAGGCCUACUGGAAUUCAUACUGAAGCAACAGCAGGGAGACGGCUCAUUCGGUAGCAUAUUAGCAACAUACUUGGUAUUACCCGUUCUAGCUGGUCGAAGUUUUCUGCAAAUGAACGACCACUGCGGCCAACGGUACAUCUCGGAUCUUGCUCCUCUUGAGGUACUGAAAAACUCGAAGCGUAGAAAGAUAUAUGUACAGUACGCUCUGAACUAUGGAAAUCCUCCUCAAAUAUCGCAAAUGAUCCAAAUGCAAGUAGCCGAAGGGAUCAACUUCUUGGAUGUCAUGAGACUUGCACAAGAAGUCAAUCCAAAAUACAGGUUUUUGUUGGAUGGCCAUCGUGAAAAUCCAGUUGUUUAUUCAAUUGGUGGUAUUCCCAAUGAUGCUGAAAAAGGAAUGUUUUGGACACUCCACUUGGCUUCCAAUAGUAACAGGGCUAGAGGUGACGCAGGGCGUCUUACUCCGUAUUCAGGAAAUAUCAAGGAAUUGAUUCCUCAUGCCGGUGACGAAUUUGUUUUUUGGAUGCGAUCCCUAUAAUUCACUAAUAACGUUGUUUUUGUUAUUUAUUGCGGACAUUUAAAACUGGAAAUAAACUAAUCGUUUUUA